Spizellomyces punctatus DAOM BR117 is the source of this 1229-nucleotide messenger RNA. Its product is annotated as mitochondrial 54S ribosomal protein YmL3. The transcript is spliced from 5 exons. Gene Ontology annotation, cellular component: nucleus. Gene Ontology annotation, biological process: primary miRNA processing; rRNA processing; regulation of gene expression. Gene Ontology annotation, molecular function: double-stranded RNA binding; ribonuclease III activity. The coding region runs from base 66 to 956 and encodes 296 amino acids. NCBI's taxonomy places the organism in Eukaryota, Fungi, Chytridiomycota, Chytridiomycetes, Spizellomycetales, Spizellomycetaceae. The record is from RefSeq and is a predicted model, not a curated record.
CGCAACACGACGAUCUUCAGCUUCAAGGGACCUUCCUGCCAUCCACCUAGGUCACCGUUGUCAUUAUGCGAACCCUUUUACUUGGCUCCCGAACUCGAGUUGUAAGAGCGUGGUGUCAGCAAGCGCCAUGCACAACUCUCCAAUCACGACCAAUUUCAUAUACAUCUACACCCUCCCCCCAAGACCUCGCCAAACUCUCAGCCUUUUCGGCACGGACGGGAUUCCAGUUCUCCGACAAUAAACUGCUGAACGAGGCACUCACCCACAAGUCCUUCCCAUCAGGGCCAAAGUCAGCAUUCUCCCGACUUCAAUAUCUGGGUGGAAAAGUAUUGGGACUAUAUGUUACAGAGCAUGUCUACAUGAAGUUUCCAGAGUUGCCAGCGGAGUCGGUGGAAAGCGUGGUGAAGGCUUACAUCGGCGACAAGGCCUUGGCCAGCUUGGGAAAACAUUUCGGGAUACCAACCGUGAUGCGCUGGAAGGGUAACAGCGAGGAGACUAGCCAAAUAUCUGCAAAUGGGGAAGCUCUUGUAGCGGGGAAAGUCUUGCAAGCGUUGAUCGGGGCGCUGUAUCAAGACAAGGGAGCCAAGAUUACGAGACAGUUUGUCCAUGCUCACUUCCUGUCGCGAUCAGUGGAUAUAGAGUCACACUUGAAGUUGCUCAACCCCAAGCGGCUGUUGGUACAAAUCACCAAGGCCAAAGGUCAAGUCCGACCGGUGUCACGUUUGGUAAAGGAAAGCGGUCGACAAUCUAGCUCACCUGUAUUUAUUGUGGGAAUCUACUCUGGAGUCGAGAAGAUUGGGGAGGGGCACGGCAGCUCGUUGGAAAUGGCAGAAACAAGGGCAGUAAGAGACGCUUUGCAAAAGCAUUACCUCCAAGAGGUCAAGGACAUAAAAUUGCCAUCAGACCUGGACGAAGACAGCAUCACAUUCUUCGACAAAGACGCAACAAAUGCAUGAAACUGUGGAUAGCAUAUCCAAAUAGCCAGUAUUAGACAAUUUUCCUUCCACCCUGCUACAUAACACCGAGAUGAUUAGAUGGGCUAGUAUGGGGUUACAGGUCGGACGGCCUGUGAACGGAUCGCUCCUGUGGAUGGCGCAUUCGAAUAUCAUCUGUAUUUAUCGUUUCACACGAGCGAACUGUUCCCAAAGUAUCAUCUUGCAUGUCCAUCUGAGCAGCGCCCGUAGUUACCAAACUUUUUCUUACCUCAAUCGAAUUGAGCACCACUUCUU